Molecule: messenger RNA, 915 nt
Organism: Colletotrichum lupini
Lineage: Eukaryota; Fungi; Ascomycota; Sordariomycetes; Glomerellales; Glomerellaceae
Exons: 7
Coding region: 1-915 (304 amino acids)
Source: RefSeq, a predicted model, not a curated record
AUGGUCCCAGAUGGACGUCAGUAUCAUGCUCGAUACGAUGCGCAGGGCAACCCCUCUCCUUCCGCCCUGAUACGAGACCGGGCUUGGGACCGAGGGGCGAUCAACCUGCAUGCAUCCAACGAAGACGCGAUUAGGUACCGGUGCCUCCCCUUCCUCAUGUUGCCAAACAGUCCCCAACAAAAGCCGGUAAAAGAGGGCAUUACACAAAACGUGUUCCACUUCCCCUCCAUGCCGCCCGAGGAUCAAUCUGUUCUAGUGUCUUGCGGGGAGAUCGUGGCAUUGGACAUCGUCAUGAUGGCUGACAAGGUACGAAAAUAUUUUCGAGGCGUAGACCAUGUGAGUUCGUAUCCGUCGUACGGCAGCGUAGGCGCUGGACUAAUCUACGUGAGGAAGAACCGAGGCAUCUUGCUUCCUCGCAAAGUCAGGAGGAUGUGGUUGAGGUCGCAUCGUGUUUCUGAAAUUCUCAAUAUGAAGUUCGCAGUGCUUCUUACCUCAAUCUCAUUCAUCAUUCCAUCCCUCUCUCACCCACUCGAGGAUCGCGAUGCCCCUCAGACAGUUCACCUUACCUUCCACGGGGGCCCCGCGUCUUACGAGAUGACAAUUCCUGCCGAUGGGCAGGUGUAUCCUACAAACAACGACAUCUCCGUCAACAUCAUCGACGCACCAGACUACAACGCCCUCUCCCAGUGCACCUUCUAUACAAACGGCGAGAAGGCUCUGGUCGGCGGCAUCACGCCCCAGGGUCUCCAGCAGGUCAUCAUCGGACCACCGCAGCCCGUCACGGGAGUCAGCUGUGUCGGUAUCUGUGUCCCGACGUACGGGAUGUGCUACGAUCUCAACGGGCAGUACGUCGGGCCAUGUUGCAACGGAUUCUGCGCGGCGACGAGGUGUAGACCUUGGAUCCAGCCUUCUUAA